Molecule: messenger RNA, 1468 nt
Organism: Jatropha curcas
Lineage: Eukaryota; Viridiplantae; Streptophyta; Magnoliopsida; Malpighiales; Euphorbiaceae
Source: RefSeq, a predicted model, not a curated record
AAAUGAUCUCGAAGAGGGAUUGGGCCACGUGGCUCGUCUCACUAAUUCGACCGUUGUAAAGCGUUUAUUGAAGGAUCUCAUACCUCCCCCUUUCCUUCUUUGUCUCUCCUCUUCUCUGCCGCACCAAUCUCUUUCUCUCUCUCUGUCCCUCUCUUCCCUUGAAUUACUUUCUCUCUUCCUCAAUUUCUGUCUCUCUCUCUCUCUCUCUCCCUCCCUCCCUCAUGGCGAUUGCUGCAGAGAACCAACCGCAAGAGAAGGCAACUUCAGAGGCAGCAGCCGCAGAGAAAAGAAGGUGGACGCUUAAUGAUUUCGAUAUAGGAAAGCCACUUGGACGAGGAAAGUUUGGUCAUGUUUACUUAGCCCGGGAGAAGAGGAGCAAUCAUAUUGUAGCAUUGAAGGUGCUCUUCAAGAGCCAGUUGCAACAGUCACAAGUUGAACAUCAACUCCGUCGGGAAGUUGAAAUUCAAAGUCAUCUUCGACAUCCCAAUAUAUUACGUCUUUACGGUUACUUUUAUGAUCAGAAACGAGUUUACUUGAUUUUAGAAUAUGCAGCAAAGGGUGAACUAUACAAAGAACUGCAAAAGUGUAAAUACUUUAGUGAAAGACGUGCUGCAACAUAUGUUGCAUCACUGGCUCGGGCACUGAUUUAUUGCCAUGGCAAGCAUGUAAUACACAGAGACAUUAAACCAGAGAACCUUUUGAUCGGUGCACAGGGUGAGCUAAAGAUUGCAGAUUUUGGUUGGUCCGUGCAUACUUUUAACCGAAGACGGACAAUGUGUGGCACAUUGGAUUACUUGCCCCCAGAGAUGGGUAUGCAGAUAAACCUUUUAAUGGACAAUGGAGUUGUUGAUUGUGUUCACGGAUAUUCACCAAAUGUUUUUGUUGACGGUGCAGUGGAAAGUGUAGAGCAUGAUGCUAGUGUUGAUAUCUGGAGCCUUGGUGUGCUGUGUUAUGAGUUUCUAUAUGGGAUGCCUCCUUUUGAGGCAAAAGAACAUUCAGACACAUACAGAAGGAUUGUGCAAGUGGAUUUGAAGUUCCCUCCUAAACCUAUUGUUUCUUCUGCUGCAAAGGACCUUAUCAGUCAGAUGCUUGUCAAGGAUUCUUCACAGCGCCUGCCGUUGCAUAAGCUACUUGAGCAUCCCUGGAUUGUUCAGAAUGCAGAUCCCUCUGGCGUUUACAGGGGUUGAGAUUUAAGUGAAAACUCAGAUCUUGCAGUUGGUUUUGUGAAGAAAUGGGAUAUCUGUAUGUACAUCUUUCGUGGCUGUAUACAUGCUGUUGCGCUUUUAACACCUUCAAGUUCAUUGCAUAUGUUUUUCGUAUGUCUCUGAGCUCUGUAGAACAAGAAACCAUUGUUUUGUUUGUUGAAUUAUUAUGUCCAUUCAUUUGUAUGCUGAAAUAUUUUUCGUAUGUCCAAUGCCUUAGUAAAAUCAUCCUAUAUUAUAUAAUAUAUUUUCACUCGUGUUCAUAA